Nymphaea colorata (pocket water lily) is the source of this 898-nucleotide messenger RNA. RefSeq lists its product as uncharacterized. The record is from RefSeq and is a predicted model, not a curated record. The transcript is spliced from 9 exons. Gene Ontology annotation, cellular component: nucleus; pre-snoRNP complex. Lineage: Eukaryota; Viridiplantae; Streptophyta; Magnoliopsida; Nymphaeales; Nymphaeaceae. The coding region runs from base 173 to 562 and encodes 129 amino acids. Gene Ontology annotation, biological process: box C/D snoRNP assembly; snoRNA localization; maturation of LSU-rRNA from tricistronic rRNA transcript (SSU-rRNA, 5.8S rRNA, LSU-rRNA).
CUCCUUCGCCACUGCCUCUUCCUCCUCCGAUCGACCGAGCUCCCUCGAUUCUCUUCUCAUCACAGAGUCGGCGGGGCGAUCGUAUUUCUUCACAGAGCAUAUACUGAUGAACAGCAAUUGAUACGAGUAGUAAUUGUUCUUCAACAUCGCCUUGUUUUUUGAUGGAAAUAGGAUGGGUGUUCGACAAUGUCAGGUGUGUGAGGAAGUCCAAUCCAAGUACAAGUGUCCCAUAUGUCUUAUUCCAUAUUGCUCACUUGCCUGUUUCAAGAAACACAAAGAAGUUCCUUGCUCCAAACCAUCAAUUUCUGAGGCAAAGCUGGUGCCCGUUGUAAUACCUGAAAGGCCAUUGCAAGUAGAUAAACAAGAUUGGCUGCUUCAGAAAAAACAGUACGAAUUAUUAGCAUCUUCAGAUCAAAUCCGAGAUGCAUUGAGGGACGAAAAACUUCGAGAAAUUAUAUGCAAAAUUGACUGUUCCACAAAUGGAUAUGAUGAACUGGAGAAAGCCAUGGAAGGAGGGUCCUUCAGAGAGUUCGCGGACAAGAUUCUGUCUUUCCUUGGUUGACAGGAACAAGACAUCGGUUGCUUGCACAUGCCAUGCAUCGAAACCACCAACAGAUUUUGCUCUCUGCUUGUAAGUUAUUGUACGAUCAGGACCACAUUUUUCUCUGAAAAUGGGGAUUUCCUUCUAGACCCUGUCACUCAUCUCUCUUUUGUCGGAGGCCACACCGAGCGUGAUGCAUCCAAAUUGCUAGAAACAGCCGUAGCAUGAUAAAGUCGAGCAUCUCCAACUUGUCGUACUGGAAAGAAGACAUUGCCAUAUGUUGCAUGUAAUUGGCAUUUGUGUACAUUUACAAAGCUAAAUACUUGAAAGUUUCUUGUUGGUUGGCCAGUAUUCUAA